Leishmania braziliensis MHOM/BR/75/M2904 is the source of this 1761-nucleotide messenger RNA. RefSeq lists its product as hypothetical. The transcript has a single exon. The record is from RefSeq and is a predicted model, not a curated record. NCBI's taxonomy places the organism in Eukaryota, Euglenozoa, Kinetoplastea, Trypanosomatida, Trypanosomatidae. The coding region runs from base 1 to 1761 and encodes 586 amino acids.
AUGCCCACAGAAGAAAAAGCGACAGUGAGCCCCACAAAUCGCUUCGCUACUCAACAUCCUGGCGAUGACGUAUCGAGUUGGCUUCGGCGACCCUACACGCGGACGAUCUCGAAGGAGAUCCGCACGACACUGCAGCUGCAACGCUCCUUCGAGGAUAUACGAGAGCAGUGGCGGGAUCUAUGCGAGACUUACACGCACGCAAGGGUGGAGUCUUCCUCCUGUCGCAUACGGCAGGCGGGCGAGGCGGUCCUUCCACAUGGCACUCGCGGUGUGGUAGAUCGCCUGAUGAGUCAGUUGAAGUCUGUGAAGCAGGAGUUGCUUGCGCAUCUCUCGAGGCUCUCUGGCGCACUCACCGUGCUCUCUGUAUCGCUACCGACAGAAACCUCGGCGCCCCCGUUGCCUGCCUGGGUGAGCGACCUGAUGGAGUGCAGCGAUCCGCUCAACGCGCGUACGGUUCGCGUGGCGCAGAACUCGGAAGCGAUGCAAAGUUACCUGCAGGCGAUUUGGCUGGCGCGGCGAGUGUGGGUGUGGUCGCUCUGCUUUGCGAGCGUCACGAUGGACCUAGAGCUGCUGUCGGGCAGUGUCAGUGUCGCCGCGGAGCUCUUUUUUGGGAAUGCCUUCGCCACAGCCAUAGUCAUAGCCCCAGAGCGAAAUGGGGUUGAUCAUGUGAAGAGCGAUGGGCUUCUUCUCCACAGCACCUACGACAUAGGUGGCGCCAUUUCAGAGAGGCUCCUUUAUGCGACUGUAGCAGCAGCAGCGUCAGCGUCCUCUGAGAGCGGAACAGGCAACGCGAUUUCCUGCUUUGAUGAUAUCGAUUCGCCACCGCACAUCUUGGCCAAACUGGAUGAUGAGGCGUGCGAAGUGGCUGCCUUCUUUGGCUGCAGUGUCUCGUGGGCAAAGUGUGCUGGCGACCCCGUAGGAGGAGCAUACUCGAUGCAUGUGGACCCACACACGGUGGCGGUGGCGUGUGACGACCCUACCCCUUUGUCAAAGACGUGUGGAGCAGCGCCGGUACGCGACAUCUUUUGGGUGCAAGCUGCUGCGCUGUGCUACAGCGCCAUUGUCUGCGACGACGCAGCCACCACACGUCUGCUUGCGGUAUUUGAGGCGGCGAAGGACUCCUUUCCUGUGGAGGAAGCGGAGAGGUUCGCGCAGGGGGAUUUAGAUGCACCCCUGACCGCUGCAAAAGUGCCCGAUCAGGCGAACCCGCCGCGGCAGCCUCCAGCGCUACAGAGCGCCACCGUAGUUGUGCUGCUCGCGGCGAAGCUCCUCGUUGACGAGGACUUCAACGCUCUUCAGCAGCUUCUUCGCCGUGCUGGAUUCGACGGCGGCGAUGAUAGCCGCCCUGCGAAUGAGCAGGACUGCCCGAGAUCGUCGCUGGCAACACUGUGCCCACAGGGUGUUCUUCUGGGUUUCCUAAUUCGCCUUUUGGUAGAGCACGUCGUGCGAAGACGAUGGACAGAGCAUAGGCUGGGGCAGGCUUUUCGACCCACCGAACCGUUCGAUAUCGGCGCUGGUGACGCCGUGGCGGGGUCAGGUGAAGCGAAGACUUCUACUCGACAUCGGCUGGCGUGUGCGCUGGCAAAUGGUGUGUCACCUUUGGCGACUAUGGAGCCUGACCACCUCGACGACCUCACAACCACUCCGACACUCUUCCACGGGACAAAACACCUCUGCAACGCUUUGCAGAUGUCCACACUGCACAACAUGGGCGGCGACUGGCCACUGCCUCCAGCACUGCUGAGGGGCGUCUUUGCGUAG